UCGAAGUCAUUCCAACGACUGCUACGGUUCUAUAAGGAUCUGUUGUGAUCUAUUUGCUUUUGUAAAAUUUCGCAAUGACUGGUCGAGGAAAGGGAGGAAAAGGAUUGGGAAAGGGAGGUGCCAAGCGUCACAGGAAAGUUCUUCGUGAUAAUAUCCAAGGUAUCACCAAACCUGCAAUUCGUCGCUUAGCUCGGCGAGGUGGUGUGAAACGUAUUUCUGGAUUAAUUUACGAAGAAACUCGUGGCGUAUUGAAAGUUUUUCUGGAAAACGUUAUUCGUGAUGCAGUCACGUACACUGAACACGCUAAGAGAAAGACUGUAACAGCCAUGGACGUCGUCUACGCUCUGAAACGUCAAGGCCGCACUCUCUAUGGGUUUGGUGGUUAAAAACUUUCGUAGAUGCAGGUCUUUCAGUUAUUUCUUGAUGAUAAAAACGGCCCUUCUCAGGGCCACAAA
Vespa crabro (European hornet) is the source of this 455-nucleotide messenger RNA. Its product is annotated as histone H4. Gene Ontology annotation, molecular function: protein heterodimerization activity; structural constituent of chromatin; DNA binding. NCBI's taxonomy places the organism in Eukaryota, Metazoa, Arthropoda, Insecta, Hymenoptera, Vespidae. The coding region runs from base 75 to 386 and encodes 103 amino acids. The record is from RefSeq and is a predicted model, not a curated record. The transcript has a single exon. Gene Ontology annotation, cellular component: nucleosome. Gene Ontology annotation, biological process: nucleosome assembly.